UUACAGGACAGUAUAUUUAUAACUCUGUAAAUAAAUGGAGAAUCCAUAAGGCUAUGAAGAUACAUUACCCAGAGCUGUUUGACGACGAAAAGGUAAGUUAUACUCAUGCAAAGUGUAGUAGUCAUUGUAAAACACAAUAAUAAUUCACGAAGGAAGUUCAAAAUAGAUCAAUGUUUAAUGAGAUGUUGUUUUCACAUGUACAAAAUUUUCCUCAUUUGUAUCAGCUUUUCCCUCUUUAUACGUCACCGCCAUUUGCAGCUAGCGUGCAGCGUACAACAAUUGACCACUUGCGUAAUAGACUGAAUUUUUUAUCUAGACAAAAAUUUCAUCACAGCUUGAAAGAGCAUCACAAAAUUAGUAAUAUUCCAAAGUUUCGUUGCGAAAUGUUGUAAAAUGCGGAUAAUAUAGCCUUGCGAAGUUUGCAAUUUUCAGUCAUUUUAGAUUACAAACGGGAAAUUGACAGCCCAAUACCCUUUGGGGCAGUCAAUUUCCCGUUUGUAAUCUAAAAUGACUGAAAAUUGCAAACUUCGCAAGGCUAUAUUAUCCGCAUUUUACAACAUUUCGCAAAGAAACUUUGGAAUAUUACUAAUUUUGUGAUGCUCUUGGACCUUUCCCCUUUGAUCUAGACAAAAAUUUCAUCAGAACUUGAAAGAGCGUCACAAAAUUAAUAAUAUUCCGAAAUUUCGUUGCGAAAUGUUAUAAAAUGCGGAUAAUAUAACGAAAUUCCCUGCGAAAUUUGCGAUUUUCAGUCAUUUUGUAUUACAAACGGGAAAUUGAUGCCCCAACACCCGAUUGGGCUGUCAAUUUCUCAUGCGUAAUACAAAAUGACUGAAAAACAGCAAAUUUCGCAAGGCUAUAUUAUCCGCAUUUUACAACAUUUCUCCACGAAACUUUGGAAUAUUACUAAUUUUAUGAUGCUCUUUCAAGCUGUGAUGAAAUUUUUGUCUAGAUCAAAAUUUUAGUUAUAAGGGGAAAGGUCCACUUUCAUGUUUUUAUUGGCCGAACUUUUCAUGCUGCUAUGGGCGGAGCCAACAUUACCAUGGGCCAGUUGUAUAAACCUCUUAACUACUUUUUAACUGUCCAUUUUGUAGUCAAAUACGGUAGUGAUUAAGUUUAACCACGUUGUCAAGUCGGUUGUAUAAAAAUGUAGAAAGCGUUAACUGCAGUUAAAAAGUAAUUAAAGUUAACCAUGCUUUAGAUAUCGUUAACUUCUCAAAACGUAUUUUUCAGUAAAACGAUGAAAAGCAACGCUUAUAUACCUGGGAUUUUCAUCGCUAUUUUCCUGUGAAUAUUUUCUGAAAAUAUAAACUAAUAAAGUCUUAAAACGCUAUCGCUUUGGUUUCUUAGCGAAAACAGAACAUAUUUUUGCACAGGAAGAUUUCACGAAGACGACAUAGCCCAUUACACGAAGAAACAUGUUAUAUAAUUGCCAAACAGCUACACUUUGGUUUAACGUAAACAUCUCAAGGAAAAACUGCCUUCUUUGAUUUUUCCUUAUUUUCUUGUUUAUUUUUCACUGUUUUGAAUAAAAUUCCACUUGCAUAAUACGAGUCCACAAUAUAUUAAAAAAGCUUGUCGGCGGUCGUUUAUCACUCCUUUAUGUAAUUCUGAUUUUAAACGCCCCACGCAUAGUUAACUACGAGAUUGGUUAACUAUCCGACUACUACGUUUUGUGCAAAGCAGUUAAGUCAACUAUUUAACUAUCUAUAGUUAAGGAUUUAACUACGGUAGUUAAUACUAACUGCAGUUAACUUUAACUACGUUUUUAUACAACCGGCCCCAGGGCGUUUUUAUUACCAUUUGCGAGCUUUCGUGAGGCGUGCAAUCGGUUAACCUGAAAUUCAGGCCCUAAUAGCAAUCAGUAGACCGCGACACCCCCACUUUUUUGGCAUCCCGCGCGUUCUGUUUCAAAGUCAUCACGUGAUAUCUCGUACGUACCACAUGACCAGCUAGAUGUUCAACCGCUCUUCGGGCUUGUCGUUGAAAAAGUGCAUGCCACUAUAUUACAAGAUCGAGAUCACAUUUUCGGUAAAAGGGAGAUCAUAAAUAUUUAUGAAGUCAACGUUUGAAUAAAUUGACAGUUGAGUAACGAAUUUCUGGCGUUAAAUUCUAAACCACGCACCUGAUUGGACAAUAAUUAAUUUACCUGCCAGAUUGUCAAACUGAAACUUGCAGUUUUUCACGCCCUGGCUGCAACAACUUGUGAUCACGAGGUCCGGAAAUAUUUAAUCACGAGGUACGUUUGAAUACAUCACCUGGUGUCUCUUACGUUGGCGUGCGGUCAGGUACAUGUCGCGGUCUACUGAUAAAACUAUGUCAAAACUUUUUGUUUUAUCAAAAUAACAUUUGUAGGCGUGGCAUCAAACGAAUUGUUUUGCAUGCGGAAUUUUUAACUUAUUAAAAAUGUUUCACAAAUAUGCGGGUAGGGCAGUAAUAAAGUAGUAAAGUAGUAGAGCUACUUUUAAAAUACAGAAUGCUGGGUUUGGUGGAUAAUGCAAGUGAGCAUAUACUUAUACAUGCAGAGCGCUGCAUCGGAAUCACAGGGGCGCAGGUUCGAUUCCUGCCAGAUGACCUAGUGUUGCAGUUUUUGCAACCAUUCCUUGUUAUACGCUCACUUGAAUUAUCCAUCAAACCAAGCAUUCUAGUUCAACCAACUGAAGUGCAAAACACUUCUUUCAAGUUCACUAUAAAAUACACGUGUACGUUUGUGGUCGAAACUAGUAGUUUCGCAUGGAAAAUAGGUUCGUGUCGUACCACACCAACAAAUGUUUUAUGAGCAAAACAAAAGGUCUUGAAUAAGGAAACGUUUUGAAAUCUAGUUUCAAAUGUACGAUUCACGGACGCUCGCAAAUGGUAAUAGAGAGUUUACGAUUCACGACGCGGCUAGAGAAGACGCGUUAGAAAGGCGUGGUAACUAGCGUGGCCAACGCGUCCUGUGUAAUUCCACGCCGAUUCUACGACGGAGUUUUGUCAAUUUCACGUUGUGAUCACUACUCUGCGAAUUUCAAGUGAGUAUCGAAUACUUUUACAUUGAAAAUGUGAAUUUAAUUUCUUAAAUUUUUUUGUUGAUGAAGUAGUACCUUUGAUUACAUUUCCUUUGAUUACAUUUCCUUUGGUGUUUAAACAGAAAUUACGAAGAUUUUGAAGAACCUAUAAAGAAGACUAGUUACCGCGCUAGUUACCAAGCCUUUGGUAACUAGCGUUUGGUAACACAGCUGCUCAUGCUGUACAUAUUACAUCAUCAAUGCGCGAGGUUGUUCUUCUCACCAUAAAAUCCUACCUUGAUGCUCACGUAAUAGGGAUAUUCAAGGUUUCCGACGCCAUCUUCAAUCUAUUGUUUUUACCAUUGUGUUUGCACCUCCUGCAAAUUUACCGAUAGGGAAUUCCAUUGUGUUUGCACCCCUUACGCUACUGUGUUUCGUUAUGGCGUCGCAAACCUUGAAUCCUCCUAUUCUCUAACCAACAUUCCUCAAAAUCUUUAGCCAUUUUUCUUAUACGGUAGUUUAUUGUCUUAGCUGCAUGAUUAUUAAUUGAUGAAGAAAUGUUAAAACGUAUCCCAUAUUUUAAAAUAAUUCAUUCAUCCGCCUAUACUUUCUCACCACAGCCCCUUCUGAAAACCCUAAGCUCUGAUCUUGUAAUGAACAAUUGCAAUAAUUUGACUCCAUCUACCGUUUGUUAAAUCAUGGAUAAUAAAAUAAAUGGAUAGGAAACUAGCUGACGUGACCUAAUGUUUUCAAUGGGCUGAUAGCGUGGUUGGAUGUUGAAACCUAUAGUUGCAAACCAAAUUCUCAAAAACGGCAUGUUUAGCAAUAAUACAGCUAAUUAAAACAUUUUAGUCAAAGAGCAAAUAAAUAUAACUACGCCAUUCUACGAUGAAAUCUCUAAGUAUUCCCAGUCAAUUUUAGCAAAUAUUUCAAGCACUAAACAGGGAAAAAUGCAUCUCAAAUUUCGUUAAAAUUGGCGACGCCAAUUUCGUAGCUACAAAUGUAAAAAAAUACAAAACAAAGACGAAAAACAUUAUCUUGAAUACUUUGUCGUGGCUUAGGCAUGUUUUUAAAACAAUUAGACCAGUUUACUGCUUCAAUAUUACUCUUUUAAAGCGGAAAAUAUAGCGAAACAACAAAAAUGCCGAGAACUUUGGUAUGUUUGCAAUACGCGUGACGUCACAGAUUGCAACUAGGUUUAGACUGUGACGUCAGGAAGUUUCCUAUCCAGUUAUUUUACAAUCCAUGGUUAAAUUAAGAUCUCUUAUAGGAUUGCUUGAAACUCACCUAUAGCCUACCUUAAUGUAAUUAACGGCUUUCCUGAAAUUACCUUGUAUACUAAUGAAUUAGUAUAUAUGAAAAACAAUUAUUCAGUGAUGAGGCUGAGCAUGAUAUCAAGAAUUAUUCAGACCGAGGUCAAUGUUAUCUACCGAAGCGAACCUGAGACGGAUAACAUUGACCGAGCUCUGAAUAAUUCUUGAUGUCAUGCAAAAGCCGAAUCCAAUAAUUGUUUUAUUAUACAUUUAAAGACAUCAGAAACGUAUAAAACGAUCAAACGAAGUUUAUUAAUGUUUCAAGUAUAUUACAACAAUGCUGCAAUAAAGUAGAAAAUGAACAUUUCUUUUAGAAGAUAGUUUUGCAUCCUUUUGUGACUUUCUUAGUACUGUCACUGUCUUUAUCUGCUAAUCAUUUUGACAGGUCGUUUUCAUCCCACGAAGCAAAUCUACUGUGAGCCAUUUUGUUUAUUUUAUUUUCGCGUGGUUUGAGUCGUUGGCCGCGCCGAGGCUUGGGCACGACAGCGUCCAAUAAUGGAUGCAAGUUCGAUCCAAAAAAAACUAUUAUUGGACGCUGAGCACGUCAGGAGCUGAAAUUACGUAAUAAGUACCGAACAUUGAGAAUUAUCCGGUGCUCUCUGACCAAUCAGGAACGAGAAUAUACAUACUAGAUGUAUAACAAAUAUAUAUAUAUAAUCUUAAUAUUCAAUCUCGUCUUCAAGCAAUCUCGGUGUGAAUAAUUUUUUAUAUUUUGCUCAGCUUCAUCCUAAUAUUGUUUUAUGUUUUACUGUAUAAGAGAUGUUUUGUAUUUAUAAAGGAGGUGACAUGGGAAGAAUGGCUGGAUAACUUAGUUUCUCGCAAGCGAAAACUCGGACAACUGGAUGAUAAAAUUGCACAAUUAGAAAUUGAAUUUGAAGUAUUAGAAAAGGAGGAGCGAGAGUUACUAAAGCAACAACAGUCAUGAUAUCGUCAAGGAAGCAGCUUGCUGAGAGAAAAAUCCGAGUGUACGUUUGAAAUCACAUUUGGAAAGUUAGCAGGGACGACGCUACUCAGAAUUUACUUUCGUUCAAUCCACUUAAUAGACCUUUCCCCUUUUGAGUGAAAUUUUGAUCUAGACAAGUCUGGACAAAAUUUCAUCACAGCUUGAAAGAGCAUCACAAAAGUAGUAAUAUUCCAAAGUUUCGUUGCGAAAUGUUGUAAAAUGCGGAUAAUAUAGCCUUGCAAAGUUUGCCGUUUUCCAGUCAUUUUGCAUUACAAACGGGAAAAUGAUAAUCAGUUUGAUCAUCUGAUUGUCAAUUUCCAUUUGUAAUGCAAAAUACUGAAAAACGGCAAACUUCGCAAGGCUGUAUUAUCCGCAUUUUACAACAUUUCGCAACGAAACUUCGGAAUCUUUCAAGCUGUGAUGAUCAAAAUUUCACUCAUAAGGCGAAAAGUCUAUUCCCUUAUCGUCUUCCAAUCUAAGGGAACUGUUACACGACGUGUAAUUUCUUUGUGAAACUGCAACGCAAAGCCAAACCAAUAAAAGAUUUAAGACAGCGUUAAACAUGUGGUUCCUUUUCAUUAAUUCAAUUAUAUACCUUUUUUCGGUUUUCCGGUUUUAGUGGAAAAGCGAUACCAGAUAUGUUAUUAACCGCCUCACCAAAAUGGGCAUUCCUUAUUUUGCCAACAGUUACCCGAUUUCUGAUGUUUUUCGAAAUCUUUCCUGGGCUACUUUAAACCUAGUCUGCGAACCCAUGCACACGUCAUUUCCCACGCAAAGUAACUUUCCGAGCAAAGAAUGAGCGUGGGAAAUGACGUCUGGGUUCGCAGACUACUUUAAACCGAUUUUAGAGUUAUAAAGUACAGAAUAGCAGACAGUGAGAAAACAUGGCUAGGCAGUAUAUUUAAUAUAUUGAUCUCACGGAUGUACAUUGUAUAUAACAUAUUUAUGUAAAUUAAUGACAAAAAUGUAUUACUUUGGAAAUUAUAUGACUUAGAUAACAUUAUUUCCAGAAAUCAAUAAACGCGAUAAAUUUAUGGGAUGUUCAGAUGGGUAUAGAGUGAAAGACAUUUUAUAGUCUAGUUUCGCCAUGUCGAAAUUUUCACAAGUCAUCAAUUUCUCUUGAUUCUCCGACUCUUUGGCGCCAUUUUUAAUACUUAAUUGUUAUUGUCGACCCUUGGACGAACAAAUUCCGAACGUUAAUUAAAAAGUCGUUUGAAUAUUUGAUUAUAUAUGGAAGAGCCUUGUAGCUGAGAAGUUAACUAGGAGUUAAUAUCGCAAGGAAAGUCCACUGAUAAAUCGAGAAAAACCUAGGCACAUGCACAGCGCCGAUUCCACCAUGAAGAAAUAUCAUACAUAUCCUGUACGACCAGUCCUAUCGUAUACGUGCGCCUUUAAUAGUUUCUAUUCGGUCGUGGUAUCCGACAUCUGAUCUCCCUGGACUAAAUUGUUUUUCUUUUACGAGCACACAUGAAAAUGUAAUUGUUUAUCUUUCGAAAGAUUCAUCAAGGCCACGAGUCUUUUAAGCGCUUGUUGCAGAAUAAGGUAGUACUUCGAUCAAUUGUCAUUCUGGCGUAUGAAAAUGAUUGCAGACGCACAAUUCCAAUGCAAAAGUUUAUGGCGAAAUUUGAAAAAUUAUUUGUUCGAGUUCUUAUUUCACGAUAAGAAUUGUACGUGGCCAAUCGUAUCGUGCAAACGUGCCUAAAUAACACGCGGACGCCGUACAAUUUUCGUUUAUUUCGUUUAUGCCAAUCGACAACUUGCAUGUUAGAACUAAUUUUUGAUCUAGGCAAAAAAAAAAAAGGAAAUCCCGUGUAAAGAACUUACUAAAAUUAGUAAAA
Molecule: messenger RNA, 7078 nt
Organism: Paramuricea clavata
Lineage: Eukaryota; Metazoa; Cnidaria; Anthozoa; Malacalcyonacea; Plexauridae
Source: the annotation of a GenBank genome assembly